This is a messenger RNA of Pteronotus mesoamericanus, 1107 nucleotides long. It is a transcript of the gene SPSB4, whose product is annotated as splA/ryanodine receptor domain and SOCS box containing 4. Gene Ontology annotation, biological process: proteasome-mediated ubiquitin-dependent protein catabolic process; intracellular signal transduction. NCBI's taxonomy places the organism in Eukaryota, Metazoa, Chordata, Mammalia, Chiroptera, Mormoopidae. Bases 1 to 822 code for a protein of 273 amino acids. The transcript has 2 exons. The record is from RefSeq and is a predicted model, not a curated record. Gene Ontology annotation, cellular component: SCF ubiquitin ligase complex. Gene Ontology annotation, molecular function: protein binding.
AUGGGCCAGAAGCUCUCCGGGAGCCUCAAGUCGGUGGAGGUUCGAGAGCCCGCGCUACGGCCGGCCAAGCGGGAGCUGCGGGGCGCAGAGCCAGGGCGGCCAGCGCGGCUGGACCAGCUGCUGGACAUGCCUGCGGCGGGGCUGGCUGUGCAGCUGCGACACGCGUGGAACCCUGAGGACCGUUCACUCAAUGUCUUCGUCAAGGAUGACGACCGGCUCACCUUCCACCGGCACCCGGUGGCCCAAAGCACUGACGGCAUCCGCGGCAAGGUGGGCCAUGCCCGCGGCCUGCAUGCCUGGCAGAUCCACUGGCCAGCUCGGCAGCGGGGCACCCACGCGGUUGUGGGUGUGGCCACGGCGCGGGCACCCCUGCACUCGGUAGGCUACACGGCGCUGGUGGGCAGUGACGCCGAGUCGUGGGGCUGGGACCUGGGCCGCAGUCGCCUCUACCACGAUGGCAAGAACCGUCCCGGAGUGGCCUACCCGGCCUUCCUGGGGCCCGAUGAAGCCUUCGCAUUGCCGGACUCGCUGCUUGUGGUGCUGGACAUGGACGAGGGCACGCUCAGCUUCGUUGUGGACGGCCAAUACCUAGGCGUGGCCUUUCGGGGUCUCAAGGGCAAGAAGCUGUACCCGGUGGUGAGUGCUGUGUGGGGCCACUGUGAAGUCACCAUGCGCUACAUCAAUGGCCUUGACCCCGAGCCCCUGCCGCUGAUGGACCUGUGCCGGAGAUCCAUCCGUUUGGCCCUGGGCCGCCAGCGCCUCCGGGACAUCGGCUCCCUGCCUCUGCCUCAGUCUCUCAAAAACUAUCUGCAGUACCAGUGACCCGGGUUGGGAGGCGCCGAUGGGCAGCAGUGGGCACUGCCCGCUGGCCUGGACUUUCAUUUCAAGAGAACUUUCAGGAAGGGGUCUUCCUCCUCACCCUGGUUCCCCAGAACUUUCAUUUCUUUGAAAAGCCAGGAUGUGUUCCCAACUUCAAAAAUGAAUGUCUGUUGCCAACAGUAUUUGCUGCCUUAGAAGCAGCUCUCCCAAGUCCCCACACCUCCUUGGAAGCCACGAAGAACCCCAGGGCCUCUGCCUGCCAACCAAGACUCAGCAGCCACCGGUAUU